Cinclus cinclus is the source of this 741-nucleotide messenger RNA. It is a transcript of the gene BARX1, whose product is annotated as BARX homeobox 1. The record is from RefSeq and is a predicted model, not a curated record. Gene Ontology annotation, molecular function: DNA-binding transcription factor activity, RNA polymerase II-specific; RNA polymerase II transcription regulatory region sequence-specific DNA binding. Gene Ontology annotation, biological process: regulation of transcription by RNA polymerase II. The transcript has 4 exons. Bases 1 to 741 code for a protein of 246 amino acids. Gene Ontology annotation, cellular component: nucleus. Lineage: Eukaryota; Metazoa; Chordata; Aves; Passeriformes; Cinclidae.
AUGCAGAACCCGCUGGAACUGGGCGCCGCUCGCUACUUCCCGGCCGAAGCCUUCCCCGACCACCGCUCCCACCGCUACCGCAGCUUCAUGAUCGAGGAGAUCCUCACCGACCCCCCGGACGCCAAAGGGGCCGCGCCGGCCGGGGAGCUGCUCAAGUUCGGGGUGCAGGCGCUGCUCUCCGCCCGGCCCUACCACAACCACCUCGCGGUGCUGAAGGCGGAGCCGGCCGCCGUGUUUAAGUUCCCGCUGGCUCCCCUGGGCUGCUCGGGGCUGGGCUCGGCGCUGCUGGCCGCCGGCUCGGGACUGCAGGGCGGCUCCGCCUCGCCGCAUCUCCCGCUGGAGCUGCACCUCCGCGGGAAGCUGGAGCCGGGUCCCCCGGAGCCGGGCAAGGCCAAGAAGGGCCGCCGCAGCCGCACCGUCUUCACCGAGCUGCAGCUCAUGGGGCUGGAGAAGCGCUUCGAGAAGCAGAAAUAUCUCUCCACGCCCGACAGAAUAGACCUGGCCGAAUCGCUGGGGCUCAGCCAGCUCCAGGUGAAAACUUGGUACCAGAACCGGCGCAUGAAAUGGAAGAAAAUAGUGUUGCAAGGGGGCGGCCUGGAGUCCCCCACCAAGCCCAAGGGCCGCCCGAAGAAGAACUCGAUCCCCAGCAGCGAGCAGCUCUCGGAGCAGGAGCGCGCCCGGGACGCCGAGAAGCCGCCCGAGAGCCUGGGCUCGCCGGCCGAAGUCAGCCAGGAGGAGUGA